AUGUCAGAAGAGUAUGAUUCAGAAACAAGCGACUUCGACUUUAGAGACGAGUUAGCGGACUUGGUAUCUGCAGGAAGUUCGAUCAAUCACGAGGAUCAAAAAGCCAGGGUUGUUCGCUUGAUGAUGGACCAUUCAGCCUUUGUUCGUGGGAUUGGAAAUAUCAAACGUUGGUUCAAUGAGGAGUAUGUAAAACAGAAUUUCAAUAAAACAUUGGAACCCAUCGUUUUAAACUUGUAUAUACCAUCGUAUACCUUGCACGAGUUUGAUUUUGUGAAGAAGGGAACCUCAAUAACGGCAACAAACGCUAGAGAAGCGAUCAGAUUUGUUGACAACUAUUUGGAAAAUCCCUCCGAAAUGCAGUUUGGAAAUGUUAGAUACAAUUUGACUUUAGAGUCGCCAAGUGAAAUACCACCCUCUUGGACUAAAUGUGCAAAAUACAAGUUGUAUUCGCCCAAAACAAAGGACUUUCCUAAUUACAAAACCAAAUUUGAUUCGAAUCUCAUUGGAGAAGUCCCACACAAGGAAAGCCAUCUUCUGCAUCGCGAGAGUGAACCAUUGACUGAGGGGCCGGAUGACACGGCCUCAUCCGAGUCUACGGCGGAAAUGCCAGCUAGAUUGAAAUACUUGAUACGUACAUGUAUCUACAAGCGAUUCAUUGAAAAGACUCAACCACAGCCCAAAAGCAAUUUGGAAGAUUGGAAGUUGGUUACAGAGGAUCCGAUAACCAAGGUUUGGGCAAAGUCAUAUGGUAUUGAUUGCGUUAACGUCAAUGAGGCCGAACUACUCAUAUUCCAAAACUAUGAUGUCAACUCAUUUCGAAUGUACAAUCCCUUUUCGGUAAACGAGGGAUUUGAUCCAAGGAAUGACGUUUUACAAAACAAGAUCGAUUCGACUUUGUAUGAGUAUCAACCAGUGAAGCAAGAGCCUCCUAAUACCAAGUCUACACGCCGAUCAAGAAGACGUAAGGAGAAAGACGCCGAACCGAUUCCAUAUGAUGGUGCUGUUCAUGAAGAGAAGGAUAGCAACUAUUUGAGCGGUGCGAUCAAGAAAGAAAAAUUUGAUGCUAUUAAUUUUGCUCCCAGAGGGCAAGGGAAACUUUGGAAACCAUAG
This is a messenger RNA of Lodderomyces theae, 1110 nucleotides long. RefSeq lists its product as uncharacterized. NCBI's taxonomy places the organism in Eukaryota, Fungi, Ascomycota, Pichiomycetes, Serinales, Debaryomycetaceae. Bases 1 to 1110 code for a protein of 369 amino acids. The transcript has a single exon. The record is from RefSeq and is a predicted model, not a curated record.